AUGAAGAGCUCGGCUCCCCCGGGACCGCUGCCCGUAGCGGGCGGGCUCGUUCCCAGCGCGGCGAGGCCGAGCCGGCGGCGGUUGUGCCGGGAGCAGAGGGGACCUCGGCCGCCUUCCUCCGCGGCUUCUGCCGAGGCCCUUCCCCGGCUGCUCCGGCGCUGCCGCGCACCGGCUGCCGCUCUCGCCGGGAGCAGACAAAGGAGGAGAAACUCCCCCUCUGCGCCGUGGCGUGGGAGCGCGGGGGCCGCGCUGGCUGCUGCCUGUCGCCGCUGCCCGCCGCGGCCGCACAAGGCUGCAGUGUUGGGAGAAGAACAAAACCUUUGUCCCGCUCCAUCAAGGAAGCUGAGUCACAAGAACUGCUUAGUGAAGAAUCUGAAGAGUUUUCGGAAGCAGUUAGAAAGAGAAGCAGGAAAGCUUGAGGCAACACAAUGUGCCUUUAUUCCAAAGAUCUUCAAAAUGCUCAAGUACCUUUUGUUUGUGGAAGAAUUUUGCAAGAAUCCUGGCAUUGCUUGGAUUAUGAAACUGGUUGGCAGGUGACAAGGUGAAGGAAGUUUCCUGUUCUAAAAACUGAAGGAUAUCUUUGACUUGAGAAUUUAUGUUCUAGUGACAUCUUAUGUCCCAUUGAAGGCCUGGUUAUACAGAGGUGGAUUUGCUUGCUUUUCUAAUGUAUGAUUUACUCUGAAGAGCAGAGAUGAUCGCUAUGUUCAUCUCUCAAAUGUGGCAGUGCAAAAGACUGCAGCUGAUUCUGAUCCCAGGAAGGGCUGCAAGUGGGUGAUUGAGCUGCUUGGACAGUGAUCGACUGCCAAGCGCAGGACACGGUCGGUGGAAGUUCUCUUUGCAGAUAUGGACAAGACUUUCAUCUGGAGCCUCCAGAGUGUUCAGAAGGUGAUUAGCAGUGACAAACGCUGCUUUGAGCUCUACAGCUAUGACAUCCUGAUCCAUCAGGAUCUGAAACCCUGGCUUCUGGAGCUGAAUGCUUCACCUUCCCUCACUGCCAGUAGCCAGGAAGACUGUGAACUCAAGUGUCAUCUACUCAAAGACACACUUCAUAUUGUGGACAGGGAAGGCAGGCUGACGGGGAAGGAAAAGUGUGUUGGAGGUUUUGAUCUGAUGUGGAAUGACAGGCCUGUCAGAAGAGGGGGAGACCUGAGUACUCCGGUGAAUGAGAACGUCAUGGCAAACACAUAUUUAGGCUGUUACAAUGACAGGAAGAAACAACUGAAGCAGCUUUUCAGAAAUCUUCCUGCCCAGGAGAAAGUGUGAUGCUGAUCCCAAGCUUGGGAUGGGAGAGAUCACCAUGGAUGAAGUUUACUCUCUCUUCCUCA
This is a messenger RNA of Grus americana (Whooping crane), 1325 nucleotides long. RefSeq names its product tubulin tyrosine ligase like 9 (gene TTLL9). The record is from RefSeq and is a predicted model, not a curated record. Gene Ontology annotation, cellular component: cilium. Gene Ontology annotation, biological process: protein polyglutamylation; microtubule cytoskeleton organization. NCBI's taxonomy places the organism in Eukaryota, Metazoa, Chordata, Aves, Gruiformes, Gruidae. Gene Ontology annotation, molecular function: tubulin binding; tubulin-glutamic acid ligase activity.